GCCAUAACCGGCUUAUUCUAUCAGCGACCAUGGCGUCACGGCUCAGUCUCUCCCAACAUAAUCAGAUCGAUGCUAUGAUUGAAAGCGGCUUGUCGACUAACGAGAUAGUCAAAUCUGUUGGCUGCUGCCGCCGCACAGUUCAGAGACAACGAUUGAAACGACAAGGCCUUCCAACGACGAAAGCACCAGCGACCCCGUCGAACCCCUUGAUCCGUGUCGGCCGAAGUAGCUACAUUACACCAUACAUGCAAGAGAUCCUACGUAAGCAGCUGCUACAGCAGUCGGAUAUGUUCCAAUGUGAAAUGACCGCCUUCCUCUAUGACAAGACCAGAGGAGAAGUGUCGCUCUCCACCAUGAGUCAUUGGCUUAUUUGCGGAACUUGCCGUGUGGCUGAGAUUGGUGGUUGGGGUGGCUGCAGCAUUUGGUUGGUUGGUUGGACUUGUUCUUGGAUGAGCGUAAGGGUGAGACAGGAACCAGCGAACUACUCGGACCGCAGCCACCCAACGGACUCCGUAUGCCAUCAGGUCGACCAGGAAGUCUACAAUAUACAGGCAUGAUAAUAUCACGAUAAGUGGAGGAAUACGACCCAAAAAUGGACUUGAUUCGUUUCUCUGGUUUACUGUAGAAGAACAGAUCUGAUGCAUAGUGAAUGAUUUCUAUCUGUGUUUGGUUUGUAAGUCUAGUCGUGUUUCCAGAAAUGGCUUCCCGCUGCGGUUCCGGUUACGCUGUUGUUGUGGUGGUGGUCGAUGAGUCACCUCACCCACAUAAUGGCGUUCAUAGCCUCGUCAUUUUCAGCUAGGGAGGGGGUGCAAAGGGAGACAAGCGCUUUUUGACAUGUGAUGAUUAGAUCAGUCUCACUACUCGCUGAUCCUCGCAAGAUCACAUGAAGAACACCGAGUGGGGUCGAAUGAAACCUACGGAGUCGUAAUCAUACCACCCCAUGAGUAGG
Messenger RNA from Ilyonectria robusta, 949 nucleotides. RefSeq lists its product as uncharacterized. The coding region runs from base 30 to 557 and encodes 175 amino acids. The transcript has a single exon. Lineage: Eukaryota; Fungi; Ascomycota; Sordariomycetes; Hypocreales; Nectriaceae. The record is from RefSeq and is a predicted model, not a curated record.